AUGGAUAACGUUUCAGUUAUUGUCAAUGUGACAAUUCCGACUGCAAUCACCAUGCAAGACGAUGCAGGAUUGAAUCUUCCACUGCCUUUACGGAUCUUCCUAGGAUUGCUGUUAUCGAUACUUGCUAUUUUGACAGUGGUUAGUAACACGAUUGUGGUCGUUGCCAUUGCUCGGAUCAGAUCUCUUCGGACAAUUACAAACAGUCUAAUUGUCUCAUUAGCUAUUGCUGAUUUGAUAAUGGGACUGAUCACGAUGCCGUUGGCGAUUGUAAACGAUAUAGCUGGGGGACAGUGGUAUUUGGGGCAUAUUGCCUGUGAUUUCUGGAUGGCCACUGAAAUUCUCAGUGGUACCGCGUCAAUAAUGAAUCUCUCCAUGAUAUCAUUGGAACGCUAUAUUGCGAUCCAAUACCCACUGACUCACCGUUGGUUCAUGAGUUCGCAAACAGCAGCAGGCAUGAUUGCGUUUGCGUGGAUUAUCCCACUAGGUAUGUCGUAUCCAUGCAUCGUCUGGUGGCAUUCUGUGAAAAUAUCGCUUCACCGUCCUGCCGUAUGCACCUUCACAGAUGACGGUAAUUAUAUUCUGAUGGUUGUAUCGCUAUCUUUUUUUAUUCCAAGCAUUAUUAUGAUUUUCGUUUACGUGAUGAUUUUCCGGACUGUAACUAAUCAAAUAAACUCCCUACGAAGUGGCCGACUCAGUGUAUCUAAAUCAAAAAGUAACGGGGAUCAGAUUGAAAUGAGAAUCCAUCAUGGAGGGGCGUUUGACAAGUGUAAUGUAGAUGAGCCUGGAGCAAUUACUGAAGGGAGAACUGACAUGUCAGAUCUAAGGAAUGAAUACCGGGCAGUAAAGAUGUUGUCCAUUGUCCUCGGUGCGUUUGUAUUUGCUGGUUACCUCUAA
This is a messenger RNA of Saccoglossus kowalevskii, 894 nucleotides long. Its product is annotated as dopamine receptor 2-like. Gene Ontology annotation, biological process: adenylate cyclase-activating adrenergic receptor signaling pathway; positive regulation of MAPK cascade. Gene Ontology annotation, molecular function: G protein-coupled receptor activity. Gene Ontology annotation, cellular component: plasma membrane. The record is from RefSeq and is a predicted model, not a curated record. Lineage: Eukaryota; Metazoa; Hemichordata; Enteropneusta; Harrimaniidae.